This is a messenger RNA of Monosiga brevicollis MX1, 1425 nucleotides long. RefSeq lists its product as uncharacterized. NCBI's taxonomy places the organism in Eukaryota, Choanoflagellata, Craspedida, Salpingoecidae. The coding region runs from base 1 to 1425 and encodes 474 amino acids. The transcript is spliced from 7 exons. The record is from RefSeq and is a predicted model, not a curated record. Gene Ontology annotation, biological process: triglyceride biosynthetic process. Gene Ontology annotation, cellular component: endoplasmic reticulum. Gene Ontology annotation, molecular function: glycerol-3-phosphate O-acyltransferase activity.
AUGAUUGCCACAACCAAGGCCGAGGGCCUGGUGGCCGAAGGCUUUGGAGCAAGACUCGAGGAGACGGAACUGGACGUUUUCCUCAACGCCUUUGAUCGCGAAUGCGUCUCCGACUUUGUCUCCCAAAUCUCAAACGAGCAAUCCUACGAUUGCACCACCACCUUUGCCUUUAGCGACAUUGUACCCUUUGCCCGCAACGGCUUUGAAGCCAUCGUCCACGACUCGUUCACUCAGUGCUUCGAGGGCCAUCCCAAGACGCGAUGGAACCAAACGUGGUACUUGGCCUUGGCCUAUUACUGCGGCGUCUUUAUCCGCUACUGCAUUCUCUUCCCGCUACGCGUGACCGUUCUGAUCCUGGCCAUGACAAUCUUCAUCAACCUCUUCCUCAUCUCCCGCCUCUUUCCCGCGACCAUCCAGCGCCGCAUUGGCCGCUUUGCCAUGGGCAUUGUCAACAACGCCUUUUGUCAGUGCACCCUGCUUACUGGCUUUGCAUUUACAGCCGUCAUUCAUAAGCAUGGAAACAUUCCUGCUCGUGAACCUGGACAAAUCUACGUGGCCAACCACACCACCGUCCUCGACAUUGUCAUCAUGCUCUCCCACCAAGUGUACGGCCUCACCGGGCAGGGUCAUGGCGGCGUCAUUGGCUUUUUCCAAAAAUACGUUCUCAACUUUGGCACCGACAACCUGUGGUUUGACCGCAUGGAAAGCCGCGAUCGCACGACCGUGGCUCAAAAAAUUAAGCAGCACGCUGCUGAUACAUCCAAGGCACCACUUCUCGUUUUCCCGGAAGGCACUUGCGUGAACAACGAGUUUGUCGUUAUGUUCAAACGUGGUGCCUUUGACCUUGGCCGCGUUAUCGUUCCCGUUGCCAUCAAGUACAACAACAACAUUACCGACGCCUUUUGGAACUCCAAAAAGACCAGCUUCCCAAUGCAUCUUUUCCAUUUCAUGACCUCCUGGGCCCUCAUUGCCGAUGUCUACUACCUCGACCCCCAAACACGUCGCGAAGGCGAAACCUCGGUCCAAUUUGCUGCCCGUGUCAAGGAAAUGAUGGCAAACGUGGCUGGCCUGAAGAGUGUUCCUUGGGAUGGCUACUACAAGUACUUCAAGCCAAAGCCCGAGUACAAACGCCGUCGCCAACAGGUCUUUACUGACCAACUCAUUCGCCGCUUCAACCUCACCCCCUCUGGCACCCCCACGACCUCCCGCAGCCCUCAAGGCUCUUUCUCGCUGGGAAAGCUGUCCAAUAAGGACCAGCUGAAGCCGGAUGAAGCACUGCCAGACCUCAACGAUGAGGCCCGUGCCGUCUUGCGUCUUCGCCAGCAGGCUCGCUCCUCCUUGGGCAAACCCGCCUUGGGCCUACACGAGGCAACCAAAUCCCGGAUCACCGAGCCCCGGCGGCGCGCCAUCUCAGAAACCGCCUAA